AUAUGGUUGACCUUGCACUGUUGCAGGCCCGACGAGAGUCGCCAGACCAUCAAUAUAUGGCAUCAUGGUGUUUCCUCCCUUGUACCUAAAAGUUAAGUGGCACCAUCUCUCCAGGACUCUUUGUUGGCCGGUGUAGGUGGUCAUGAGUUCUAGCAUUGCACAAACUCCCAGUGCGCGAUGACCCGUCCAGCCUUGCUCGUCCUUCUUUUUCUCCUCUUUACUCCACUGGCAUCAAGCUCUCCCCCAAGCUCUCCUUCCGAAACCCAUCAGGGUUCAGCUGUGAACCAGCUUGCAAAACAGGGUUUGUCAGAGGGUUUGUCAGAAACCAAGUUAGCAGACUUGAUUGACCCAAGGUGGCAGGCCGCUGCAAAGAAAUGGGGGGCAUGGGCGCAAGUUGAAGCCCAGACUUGGGGGAGCAAAGUGGGGGAGUGGGGCCAGGCUGGGGCUGAGAAGCUCAAGGCUUCGGAGCUGGGAAAGGGGUUCCAAAACCUGCCGGGGGUUUGGCACGCCUCGGUGGCGGCAGUCGAGAAGGUUCUUCCAGAAAGAGGGAGAGGACGAGGGGCAGAGGACGAGGUGACAAGGCCCAGUGAAAAUUUUGAGGUAAAGGAGCGCGAAACGCUUGAGAAAACAGGUCUGGAGAUCUGUGAGGCGUCUAGCGAAGGGGGACAAGCUGCAAAAGGGGUGGCCGUACCGGAAGGGGACGCCAACGUUGAAGUGGAUGUUGGCACGGCAGGGCGGGGGAGCAACAAUAGGAAGAAUGAGCGGGGUCGUCUUUCCAAACAGAGCCCUGGAAAAGCACCUGCAGUUCAGCACUCUUCGGACGGCUUCGGCGGAUCGAUAGCAGGGGUGAGGGUGCGAGAAGAUGAAAUGAACGGGAGGGAAGCACGGGCAAAGCCGGCAGUUCUGAAGGACGAGAGAGUGGCCUGGGGUGCGCAGUCGGGCUUAGCAGCGGGUCUAGGCCGCGAUGCAGAGACUGAGCAGAUCAAGGGGAAGCAUUCAGAGGGCACAUCCUCUUGGAAGGAAAUGGAGCUGGAGUCUCCCCCACUUCAGCCGAGGGGGAUCCCCUCAAAAAACGCACCCCUAGGUGAGGUCACCGAGGUCUUUGUUGGAUCAGGCGAUCCUAAGGGGGGACAAGGAGGCAAAGUUGCAAGAUGGAUAAGUGUAGGUGCUCGAGAUGCCCAAAUCAAUAAGGGGGGUGUAGACGGCGGUGAGCCCGGACGGCUGCCGGCUGUUCGAACCGUCGAGGCGCGGUCCAUCGUCGAGUUCGAGGAGUGGUUGCAGCGGGAAAGGUUGCGGAAAGCGUCGCUAGAUGAGUCGCCAGAAGCGGCGAAAACCUCAACUCCUGAUGAGAGAUUAGAAGAGAAGAAAAGGGAGGGGUUUGAUGUAGUCGUUCUGCUUGUAGGGGGCCUGUGUCUGGCGUCUGUGUUUGGGGUUGUGAGAAUGCUCAAUCGGAGCUUUCGGUGGGUCGCUGGCUGUGUGCGGAAAAGUUCUGACACCAGCCAAGGUGAGGCAAUCCCAGCGCUGGUCCGCAAGGAGGGCUUGGUGUCAGGGGACGGAGAGAAUGUUAUGGUGAGUGUUGAGACCGGAUUAGUGGAAACGAAUGAGGGGAACAAGGAUCGUUUGGGGCAGCAGCUGGGGGCGGCGCUGGGAUCAGCGACUGGCAGCCUUAUGGCAGAGGCGCUGCGUCCGCUGUCCGACCCGGCGGUCCUGCCCUUGACUCCCGAGGAGCUAGCGCAGAAGCUGGAGGCCGUGUGUACGUCAGCCCUAAGUAUCCACGUGGGCGACUUUGCAACGGACGCUCUGAUCACCGAGCUCGUCCGCUCCUUCUCGCGGACCUACCGGACGCUGACGGCCCUCCACUCGUCCACCCCGGGGGGCAGCCGCCCCCGCACGCCACUCGUUUCCGGGCGACCACACAAACCUAGCGGCCAGUCUCCGCGGUCGCCUUUAGACAGGGAGGGCCCCAGCGAGCACGACGCGUCGCUCUCGGACGAAGACCGAACGGUGCCGGAGUGUGACUCUAGCAGUAAGCCGGGGGUGUUGGUUACCGAGGAGAUUCUGCGGAUUGGGCGGGAGUAUGGGGCGAAUGAUUCGAGCUCGGAAGAAGAGGAGAGCGCUGAAGUGUCUGUGACGAGGAACUACACGGUGGAUCUGGAACCGGGGGAAAGUCGGUUGUCCGGAGCGGAAAGCUUUCCGCCGGAGCUGCGGGAAGGAUCUGUUGAAGAUGUCAUGACUAUGGGGGAAGCGGCAAGUGCGCCUUCGCAGGCGUUUGGUGCCGUCAGUGGCGGUCGGGGGGAAACGGCAUCCGCUAGUGGCGCCCUGGAGAGUGACCCCCCGAAGGGAGAAAGCAGCGACCCGUGCGUCCACCCCCCGAAAGAAGUUUCGAGCGGUUUGUUUACCAGAUUCGUCGAUGAGGGGGGAGAGACACAGUCUGCAGGACCCGUGAUGAAUGCGGGCUUGCACGAGGGGGAGGUGGAUGUCCACGAGCGGUGGAGUUUCGCCGGCAGUACGGCGAGGCACCGGAAAACGAGGCGGCGAAGGGGGGCAGAGAACGGCGUCGGGCGGCAGCUCCUUUUCGGGGGGGUGUCCGAAGCGUCCGAAACGGGGGGGGUGCUGACACUGCGUUCCCACGGGGGCGUCAGCCUGCAGAGUGCAUAUGUCGAGAGGGCUCGUUCCGUCUCCGUUGGGAGCCGUUCCGUGGAGAUGGAGCUGGCGGAACGGUCGGUCGCGGCGCAGGAGCAGGCGGUGGUGAAUCAGUUGGUGGCGAACCGACUGAAAAUGAGGGAGCUCGAACUGCAGAAUCAGCAACUGGGGCUUACUACCGAGGGCUUGGCUCUGACAUCCGAGGGGUUAGCUUUGAAAACCGAGGGUUUAGGUCUGAAGUCGGAGAGCAACUUCGUCGGGCGUCAGAGGAACGAACUAGAGCGCGAAAAAGUGCGCAUGCACGCCGCUCGCCAUGCAGAGGCGCGUGCGGGCGCGUUCGCGCGGCGGUGUGCCGAUGAGCUUGUCGCGGGGUUGGUGGUCAUGGUUACGGCCCUGGUUUGGGCGGGUUUCCGCUACGGUUACCCUAACCUCCGGGCGAAGUUGCACGAGUGCCGAGCGGUCCAGGUCGCACCCUCCCGGUCGCUGUUUGGCCGGUUUGGGUUGCAGGCGGUUAGCGAUAACUUGGCAGGGAAACUUCAGGUCCUGGGGUGCCAAAUAGCGGUUACUGGGCGGUUAGGGAUGGGGUUAGUCGUGGGCGGAUUCAUGGCCUCGUUGCUGUUGCGGCAGAACGUGGCGGGUUCGGUGCGGGUUAUGCCGUCGACAGUACUGCUGCUGGUGCUGGGGGCGGCGUGCGGGUAUGCUGGAAAACAAGCGGUUGACAGCGUUGGUGGCAGCGGAAUCUGCUGGCUCGUCCUUUGGGAGACUCUGUGCGCACUCCACACGCUCGCGCUGUUCCCGACCGGCUUCGUCUCCUCCCUGCUCUAUCCCCCGGCAGACGCAAGGCAACAAAGGCCACUGUUUGUGAGCCCAUGGGUCGCCCAGCUUACCUUUCAUGCGACUGUAGUGGCGAUUCUUCCUGUAGCGGCAGGUGUAUUGCCUUUCCUUUGGGUCUAG
Messenger RNA from Klebsormidium nitens, 3597 nucleotides. Lineage: Eukaryota; Viridiplantae; Streptophyta; Klebsormidiophyceae; Klebsormidiales; Klebsormidiaceae. The record is from the annotation of a GenBank genome assembly.